This is a messenger RNA of Vigna unguiculata (cowpea), 1190 nucleotides long. RefSeq names its product NADH dehydrogenase-like complex N (gene NDHN). Lineage: Eukaryota; Viridiplantae; Streptophyta; Magnoliopsida; Fabales; Fabaceae. The record is from RefSeq and is a predicted model, not a curated record. Gene Ontology annotation, cellular component: membrane. Gene Ontology annotation, molecular function: oxidoreductase activity, acting on NAD(P)H, quinone or similar compound as acceptor.
AGUGAUCACUUUAUCUCAUUUCUCCACCAUACAAUUCACACAACACUUAGUUUGUCACGAACUUCUGCUACUAAUGCAAGCUAACAUUUUCUUCUAUCUUCCAAAAAACACCAUGAACCUCAUUCUCCAAUAACCAACCUCGCACAUCAGUGACAAAAGAGCACUCAAUCAAAUAGAAAAAAAGAAAAAAACAUGUCAUGCAGUGGUGGUAGCUUGGGUUAUGGGGGAGCAAUAACCUGCUUGAGCAAUGUUGACCACACAAAGAAGGUGCAGCAAUCAGUGAGAAACAGUUUCAUGGGAAGAAAAAUUGUUGGAGCGAUGAAGAGUUGGAGAGGAAAAAAUGGUUGGAAAAGAAGGGUAGGAGUUGUGCAGUGUAGAGGGAUUGGAGACUUUGUUGGAGGGGACUUGAUAUGGCUUGAUAUUGAUCGUUGGCUUUCAGAUGUUGAAGAGCACAAAGCACUUGCAAUAUACCCUCCUCAUGAGGGAGGCUAUGAGGGGCGUUACUUGUCUCGUCUCACACGUCAGGGCUACUAUUUCCUUGACCUCUCAGCUCGUGGCCUUGGUGACCCUGAAACCACCCUCACCAAGAUUCACCCUGUUUGCCCUGCUCAUGUUGGAAAGCAGCCAAUAGCAAGGUGGUAUUAUCCUCCAGAAGUUGAUUUCAGAUUAGAAUCAUUGCCACCAAAUGCCAAAGGAUUGGUGGUGUGGAUACUUGAAGCCAAGGUUCUCUCUAAGGCAGAACUGCAGUUCCUAGCUUUGCUGCCAACACUUAGGCCUAAUGUGAGGGUCAUUGCUGAAUGUGGAAACUGGAGAAAGUUUAUGUGGAAGCCACUGAAAGAAAUUGCAGGACUAACUACCAGUGAGGAAACUUAGUGGUGCUUCAGUGUUACUUAUCAUUCCUUAUUUUCAACCUUCAACAAUCAAGUACAGAUAAUUUAUUUUACCUUCUCCAAUUUAAGGCUUUUCAUAGCUGCAGAGAAGUCACAUAAGAAAGGAAGACACAGAGAUGUAGGAAAGAUCAAUUUCCUUGUAAAUAAUUAGAUUUGUCUGUCAUGAGUGACCCUUUAAUUCUCAAGGUUUAAUUUUGUCCAAGCACAUACAUUUCCUCAAAAUAUGAUAUCCUCAAAUUCCAAUGUGAAAUUGUUCACAAUAAUUUAUUUGAUCUAAUACUUAAUCCUGUCUCUUCUUCC